UGCCUGGCGUGCUCUGGUCCAUGGGGUCACGAAGAGUCGGACACGACUAAACGACUAAACAACAACAACAACAAAUAUUCCUUUGUUCUCUUCCUAGAAACCAAGUAGGAGUUUCUCUCCCCCCCCCCCCGGUCAUGAAAAAAACAAUGGAGAAGGCAGUCAAAAUUCUGGUGGGCCAUGUCCAAUGGGAAUAACAAAGAAACCAUUUAAAUACAUGGAGUGUGAAAAGAGAGAGGAUAAACAAUCUGAAACUAUGGAGAGUGGAAAGAGCUUCACUGACAGUGGAAAACUUAGAAUUCAUCAACGGACUCACAUGGGGGAGAAACCAUUUCAAUGCGUGGAGUGUGGAAAGAGCUUCAGUCACAGUGCACAGCUUAGAAUUCAUCAACGGAGUCACACGGGGGAGAAACCAUUUCAAUGCAUGGAGUGUGGAAAGAGCUUCAGUAGGAGUGAAAACUUUAGAAUUCAACAACGGAGUCACACGGGGGAGAAACCAUUUCAAUGCAUGGAAUGUGGAAAGAGCUUCAGUCGGAGUGGGAAACUGAAUUCACAUCAUCGAACUCACACAGAAGAGAAACCAUUUCAAUGCAUGGAGUGUGGAAAGAGCUUCAGUCACAGUGGACAGCUUAGAAUUCAUCAACGGAUUCACACGGGGGAGAAACCAUUUCAAUGCAUCGAGUGUGGAAAGAGCUUCAGUGUGAGUGGAAACCUUAGAAACCAUCAACGGAUUCACACGGGGGAGAAACCAUUUGAAUGCAUGGAGUGUGGAAAGAGCUUCAGUGAGAGUGGAACCCUUAGAAUUCAUCAACGGACUCACACAGGGGAGAAACCAUUUGAAUGCAUGGAGUGUGGAAAGAAUUCCAGGCAGAGUGGACACUUGAGAAUUCAUCAACGGAGUCACACGGGAGAAAAACCAUUUAAAUGCAUGGAAUGUGGAAAGAGCUUCAGUGACAGUGGACAGCUUAGAAUUCAUCAAUGGAGUCACACAAGGGAGAAACCAUUUAAAUGCAUGGAGUGUGGAAAGAAUUUCAGUCAGAGUGGAAACCUUCGAAUUCAUCAACAGAGUCACAUGGGAGAGAAACCAUUUAAAUGUCUGGAGUGUGGAAAGAGCUUCACUGACAGUGGACACCUUAGAAUUCAUCAACGGAGUCACACAAGGGAGAAACCAUUUAAAUGCAUGGAAUGUGGAAAGUGCUUCAGUAGGAGUUGGCAACUGAAUUCACAUCAUUGAACACACACAGGAGAGAAAC
Zootoca vivipara (common lizard) is the source of this 1250-nucleotide messenger RNA. RefSeq lists its product as uncharacterized. The record is from RefSeq and is a predicted model, not a curated record. NCBI's taxonomy places the organism in Eukaryota, Metazoa, Chordata, Lepidosauria, Squamata, Lacertidae. Gene Ontology annotation, molecular function: RNA polymerase II cis-regulatory region sequence-specific DNA binding; DNA-binding transcription factor activity, RNA polymerase II-specific. Gene Ontology annotation, biological process: regulation of transcription by RNA polymerase II.